AUGUCAAUCAAUUCAUUUGUUGCAGAAUUAACUUCUUGUAAAUGCACACAAGCACUUCUUUAUGUUGCUGUAGUAGUUGGUGUUUAUAAGCUUACGCUUUUUUCAUUGAGUACCAUUUCACUUGUGGCAGAUUUAUUUAUUCUUCCAUCAACCAAUUGGAGUAAGUACGGUGCCAAGAAGGGUAACUGGGCUGUUAUUACCGGUGCUUCCGACGGGAUUGGUAAGGAAUAUGCCACUCAAUUGGCUGGCCGUGGGUUCAAUGUUGUAUUGGUAUCCAGAACUCAAUCUAAAUUAGAAUUGAUCGCUGAAGAAUUGGAAUCCAAGUAUAAGAUUCAAACUAAGAUUGUUGCCUUUGAUGCCUCCACCGACAAGGAAGCCAACUACCAACUUCUUGCCUCUUCCAUUGAAGGUCUUCCAGUAACUAUUCUUAUCAACAAUGUUGGUCAAUCCCAUUCCAUUCCAGUCCCAUUUUUGGAAACUACUGAUAAAGAACUCAGAGAUAUUGUUACCAUUAACAACACCGCAACUUUAAAGAUCACUCAAACCGUGACUCCAUCCAUUGUAAAGACCGUUGAAACUUCUAAAAAGCAAGUUCGUGGUUUGAUUUUAACCAUGGGAUCAUUUGGUGGAUUAUUACCAACUCCAUACCUUGCUACAUACUCUGGUUCCAAGGCAUUCCUUCAAGCAUGGUCUGCUGCUCUUGCAGGUGAACUCAAGCCAUCAAACAUUGACGUUGAACUUGUGAUUUCAUAUUUGGUUACUUCCGCCAUGUCCAAGAUCAGACGUUCAUCUGCCAGUAUUCCUACUCCAAAGGCAUUUGUCAAGUCUGUUUUGAAUUCCGUUGGACGCCGUGGUGGUGCUCAAGAUAGAUUUGCAACCAUGACUCCAUACUGGGCUCAUGCAUUGAUGCAUUUUGGUAUUGAAAAUACUGUUGGUGUCUACCUGAAGGUUGCCAAUACUUUGAAUUUGGGAAUGCACAAGAGUAUUCGUACCAGAGCUUUAAAGAAGGCCCUCAGAAAGAAGGAGCAAUAG
[Candida] anglica is the source of this 1032-nucleotide messenger RNA. The record is from the annotation of a GenBank genome assembly. NCBI's taxonomy places the organism in Eukaryota, Fungi, Ascomycota, Pichiomycetes, Serinales, Debaryomycetaceae.